Molecule: messenger RNA, 309 nt
Organism: Penicillium atrosanguineum
Lineage: Eukaryota; Fungi; Ascomycota; Eurotiomycetes; Eurotiales; Aspergillaceae
Product: F1F0 ATP synthase subunit f
Exons: 5
Coding region: 1-309 (102 amino acids)
Biological process (GO): proton motive force-driven ATP synthesis
Source: RefSeq, a predicted model, not a curated record
AUGAGCUACAUCGUCCGCCGUGGUCUCUCGACCCUGAUCCCUCCCAAGAUCGCCUCCCCCAACGCCAUCGGUGCUGCCCAGGAUGCUGCCCGUAUGGAGCGCGUUGUGAACUUCUACGCUGGUCUUCCCCGUGGCCCUGCCCCCCAGGCUAAGGCUACCGGUCUCAUCGGCCGCUACCAGGCCCGCUACUUCAACGGCAAGAACGCCUCCGGUGUUCCCCUUGUCCACGCCAUUGGCGGUAUUCUGAUCCUCGGCUACAGCAUGGAGUACUACUUCCACCUGCGCCACCACAAGAACCACCCCCACUAA